UUGUGUCAUGUGGAGAGGAGGGCGCCCCGUUCUGGUCGCUGAAGCGUUUCCUGUGUUUGCGGACUGGGGCAUUUCUUGUUGCCACACCGAGCCUGGACAGUGGAGCAGUAGAGCAGGCAGCGCCUCUCUGGAUGGAGUUUGUCACGCGCAGCAGUUCGGAGGCUCUCGCGCACUCGUAGCUUCGCUCGCGCGCUGUUUUUAGCCUUCACGCCGAACCUCGCCGUUUUGUCUCAGGGCUUUAAACUGAUCAGAUCCAUCCAAUGGGAAAAGGAUUGCUCAGGAUGAUGGAAGAUCUCUGAAGAAUAACCUUAAUUACACUUGAAGACCGUUGAUUCUCAAAUCCUUCCUCAAUGGGCUCCCGUAGUCAGGGUUUCUUCCAUAAUCAGCACCACCACCAUCACCAGCACCACCACCGCAGCUCCACAAUGCCCAGUCCAGCUGUGCCUAGACUGAUGGCUGAGCCAGGUAGUCUGCUUGGCGGCAUUGCCCAAAUCACUCCCACUCUGUUCCUUAGCCGUGGAGCUGUAGCAUCCAAUCGUGGCCUGCUGCUGUCCAAGGGAAUCACGUGUGUAGUGAAUGCCACUAUCGAGCUGCCAAAUUUCAACUGGCCACAUGUGGAGUAUGUAAAGGUCCCACUGGCAGACGCCCCACACUCACCUAUAGCGCUGUACUUUGACAGUGUAGCAGACAAGAUCCACAGCGUGGGACGGAAGCGCGGCGCUGUGCUGGUGCACUGUGCUGCUGGUGUCAGCCGUUCAGCCUCGCUCUGCCUUGCCUACCUCAUGAAGUAUCAUGGAGUGUCGCUUGCUGAGGCACACGCCUGGGUAAAGGCUCGAAGGCCUGUCAUUCGGCCCAAUGGUGGGUUCUGGCGCCAGCUAAUUGACUACGAGCGCAAACUCUUUGGCAAGACCUCAGUGAAGAUGGUUCAGACGCCGUAUGGAGUAAUUCCCGAUGUUUAUGAGCGUGAUCGUAGGAACCUAGCACCUUACUGGGGCCUGUAAGGAAAGCACAGGGAGGUGCUUUCAGGGGAAAAAUGGAAGGUGAUCUAAUCUGAUCAGUGACCUUUGGGUGAUUGGUGACUUGCCCAGUAUCCAGCCACAAAAAAGUGUUGAGUGUUAAACACUCAGACACAUCAAACAAACAUGCCUUUUUCUCCAGGGGCGAGAGACAGAAAGACAAACCAAGUUGAGAGGUGACAUCAGCAGUCAGACACCCUAAUCUAUUCUUGAUUAGGAAGAUGAACUGGAAGUGGGAGUCAAAGCCUUUAGGGCAGCGUAAGAAAUUAUGCAGGUUUCUUAAUCUGUGAUGACUUGCCAGUUUGGCAGUUACUGGUAGCAUCUUCAAGCAUAUUUUUCAGUAGGAUUGGUUAGUGAAAGUAACUAAAAAGCCUUGAAAUGUUUCAAUAAGUUAAAUGUUAAGCAACAAGUUUAUUUAAUGAUCAUAAUCUAACUCAAGAAAUAUUGAUACAUUAGUUAAAUAUGGUUUGGCAAUUUUGGGCCAUUUAUUAGCCAUGGAGGGUUUUAUAUUCCUUCUACUGACACAUUAGGUCCAUUUAUAAGCUACAAGUUGCUGAGGUUUGGAUUAAGCCUAUUAAAAUGCUUUGAAAAGUGUUGACAUGUAUGACAAUAACAAAUGAAAGAAAUUCAAGACCCAUGUUGAGAACUGCUCCAUGAACUAUAAAAAAUUAAAAACAUGAAUCUGGUCUGUUUUAUUAAAUGUUGGGAAUCAGAACGUUGGGAGUUGUGUAUUUCUAAAUUCAAAUAUGAAAGUGUUUUUUAAAGCCACAAAUGAUUGAAUAAUUUUAAAACCUUUUCAAUUAAAUUUUUAGGUUAUUUUUUUUUUUUUAAUUAGCAUUUCUUACACAUAGUUAUUACACACUGUUUCACAUAAUUAUGACUGGAGAAAUGAUUUCGGGAAAGGAUGUAAAAUCCUGAAUGGCAAUUAGGAGAAUCAUGUCAUGAAAUAAAAAGCUGAGAAGAUUAAUAAUGAUGUUGAAAUUAAUAAAGUUUUAAAAGAAAAAUUCAA
Molecule: messenger RNA, 2025 nt
Organism: Clarias gariepinus (North African catfish)
Lineage: Eukaryota; Metazoa; Chordata; Actinopteri; Siluriformes; Clariidae
Gene: dusp14
Product: dual specificity phosphatase 14
Exons: 2
Coding region: 351-1001 (216 amino acids)
Biological process (GO): protein dephosphorylation
Cellular component (GO): cytoplasm
Molecular function (GO): MAP kinase tyrosine/serine/threonine phosphatase activity
Source: RefSeq, a predicted model, not a curated record